AUCACAGCUCUGCAGACAAGAAACCAUGGCGAUGGCAGCAAUACAAGGGCUAUGGUGUUGACACAAAAGUGGGCGGUGACUUAUAGAUAUUCAAUUUUUUUCGCAUGAGCAUUAGGGACCGGCAGACCGGCUCGAGUGACGUUUUGCUUUGCUUCCUCUCAGCCCACUCCAGCUCCGGCUCAGAGCCGGAUUCGGUGUUCGGCCAGGCGGCAAUCGGCAUAAGCACAGCGCCUAAGCAUGAUGGCAUCAUGAUCCGGUCCCGACGGCGAGAGGUGGCUGAAGCCCUGGCCCCAAUUGUCCAAUCACCCCGGAUUCUGGGUGGGCGUAGGCCCUCGUGGUUGGAUCGCCGCGAGCUCGGCUUUUGGGUAAUGGAUUGCGAUGUACGGAGCUGGGUAUAAGAGAUGGGUAUGCGCGUAAAUCCCCGUGCUAU
Messenger RNA from Trichoderma harzianum CBS 226.95, 430 nucleotides. RefSeq lists its product as hypothetical. Bases 105 to 398 code for a protein of 97 amino acids. NCBI's taxonomy places the organism in Eukaryota, Fungi, Ascomycota, Sordariomycetes, Hypocreales, Hypocreaceae. The record is from RefSeq and is a predicted model, not a curated record. The transcript has a single exon.